CUUACUUCUGACAUCAUUUCCUGAGUGCUAUAUUCACCGAGCUCUGUAGCCAGAUCGUCUUCUCAGCAUAUGGUGCAAGGAGGUCUUUAAAAUGGAUUUCAGCUCUCCUUUUACUCUGCAGUGCUUGCUGGUGAUAAUAACUGUUACUCAUGGCUCUAUCACCUGGACCAGUGUGCUCAGUGGCAGCUCAGCAGUCUUCUCUGUGGGAAUUCAGAGCCUGCAGAACCUCUCCAGUAUGAGCAAGAGGGACAUGAGAUGCUUGACAAGUGUCUCGAGUGAUACUUUGCUGGCUAAGUGUGGCACUUCUGCCCCCAGAUGCCUGAACUUCUGGAAUGGCUCUCUAGUGCUGAAGACUGUGGAGAAAGAGGACGAAGGAAAAUAUGAGUUUGUUUUUCACAACACCACCAGAGUUUUUACAGUGCAAGUAUUUGAGCCAGCCAUUGGUAUCCAGUGCUUUCCUAAUGGGACUGGAGAGUUGUCUUGCAACGUGAACAGCAACGAGAGCGCCAGCUUUCGGUGGCUGCUGAAUGGCACCGUGAUGAGUGCCCCUGAGGCUUGUGUUAAGGAUGGCGGGAAGAAGGUUCGCCUGGACAAAACCGGUCCUGGGGAGUUUGUAUGUGAGGUUUACCAUGGGAACAGUGUCACCAGGACCAGGCCUGUUUUGCUCUCUUGUAGCUAUGGAGACCUGCUGCAGUAUCCGUGGUUCAUCUACAUCCUUGCAGGGUGUGCAGGGGGUGCAGUUAUCAUGGUGGUGCUUGUAUCCUCAGUCAUAUGUUGCUGCAUGAAAAGGAAACACAAGUUCAUCCCAGUGCCUUCAGAGGAGGAGAAAGAUGACAGACUAACAAUGUCCAUGAUCUCCAGUGAAAGUGUGAAGAGCCCCCCCAGUGGAGACCAAGUUGAGGCUCAAGCUGCCCAAAUUGACUAUCCUCCAAAGCCUGAUGCUGCCCAGACUGAUCAAGAUGUUGAGCCUCAGCCACUUGUGGAAGAAAACUUGGCAGUGGAGGUGGAGGCUGAGGAAAUGCCAGACCCAGAGGUCAUAGUUGAUGUGGAAAGCCAGGAAAAUCCCUCAGACUGUUUCCCAGAUCCAACCGAUGACUGAUCUGGCAUGCUUGCUGUUCUACCCUGCCUUGAAGCCUACAACACCCAUCCUUUGCGUCCCAUAGUCCCACUAUGUGUAAGAAUUAGUCCAGGAAAUUUUGGCAGGGGAAAGGCAUGAGGUGUCAGGCCUGCUAACUUCAUUUAAAAAGAUAAAUACGUAUACAAGGAAAAGCAGAUUCUUGGCUUGAAGGCCACACUGCUGUGGGCUGCCAAGUUCUCUAACAAACAAAACUGGGCAGCUCGUUGAUGCUUUGCCUCUUAAUAGACCUGCAGCUAAACUGUGGAGCCCUAGAGGACAGCCUGAAAUAAGACGGGCAGCUCCUCUGCUUCCUGCCACCUUAUGCCUUGCCAUGUCUCUCACAGCCAGCAGCUCCUGCAAGGGGCAGGCAUGGCAGGCAGGUUGGGAUGGCCUUCCAGUCCCAGACAGAAACAAGAACUUGCCCGAGAUUUCCUGAGAAAGCCCCCUCCUUCAGAGAUUUCAAGGCAUUUUUCACAGGCCCUCAGAAAAAAGCUCAAUGGA
Pezoporus flaviventris is the source of this 1618-nucleotide messenger RNA. RefSeq lists its product as uncharacterized. The transcript has 6 exons. Bases 92 to 1099 code for a protein of 335 amino acids. The record is from RefSeq and is a predicted model, not a curated record. NCBI's taxonomy places the organism in Eukaryota, Metazoa, Chordata, Aves, Psittaciformes, Psittacidae.